UAUCAUCAUCAUAUCCGUGACCUCUCGUCUUUUCGUCACAAAAGUCUCCAGAUUGCUCGGAGCAGCUGUCACAACAUCAAAAAUGAGCUCUUCAUCAUCUUCUAGAAUUCACAAUGGUGAAGAUGUUUAUGAAAAGGCGGAGGAAUACUGGAGCCGCGCGAGCCAGGACGUCAACGGAAUGCUCGGCGGAUUCGAAGCGCUUCACGCGCCCGACAUAUCGGCGUCGAAACGAUUUAUUGAAGGACUGAAGAAAAAGAAUCUAUUCGGCUACUUUGACUAUGCACUGGACUGCGGAGCGGGUAUCGGACGUGUUACAAAGCAUCUCUUAAUGCCAUUCUUCUCGAAAGUUGAUAUGGAAGACGUCGUCGAGGAGUUGAUCACGAAAAGUGAUCAAUAUAUUGGAAAACAUCCACGAAUUGGAGAUAAAUUCGUCGAAGGACUGCAGACGUUUGCACCGCCCGAACGACGUUAUGAUUUGAUAUGGAUUCAAUGGGUUUCAGGGCAUUUGGUUGAUGAGGAUUUGGUUGAUUUCUUUAAAAGAUGUGCGAAAGGACUGAAACCUGGUGGAUGUAUUGUGCUCAAGGAUAAUGUGACAAAUCACGAGAAACGGUUAUUCGACGAUGAUGAUCAUAGUUGGACGAGAACAGAGCCCGAGCUUCUUAAAGCGUUCGCCGAUUCUCAACUGGACAUGGUCUCGAAAGCACUGCAAACCGGAUUCCCAAAGGAGAUUUAUCCAGUAAAAAUGUAUGCAUUGAAGCCUCAACACACCGGAUUCACCAAUAAUUGAUUUAAAUAUCGAUUUUUAUUCGUUUAAUUGCAAUUUUCCCGAAAAUUUCAUGUUUUACAUGCGUGCUCACGUUAUUUCUGUUAAAUAAAUGUUAAGCAAUAUUUU
Messenger RNA from Caenorhabditis elegans, 892 nucleotides. It is a transcript of the gene homt-1, whose product is annotated as Alpha N-terminal protein methyltransferase 1. Lineage: Eukaryota; Metazoa; Nematoda; Chromadorea; Rhabditida; Rhabditidae. The transcript has 5 exons. The coding region runs from base 83 to 787 and encodes 234 amino acids. Gene Ontology annotation, molecular function: protein methyltransferase activity; methyltransferase activity; N-terminal protein N-methyltransferase activity. The record is from RefSeq and is marked reviewed.